Molecule: messenger RNA, 895 nt
Organism: Nylanderia fulva
Lineage: Eukaryota; Metazoa; Arthropoda; Insecta; Hymenoptera; Formicidae
Gene: Pgls
Product: 6-phosphogluconolactonase
Biological process (GO): carbohydrate metabolic process; pentose-phosphate shunt
Molecular function (GO): 6-phosphogluconolactonase activity
Source: RefSeq, a predicted model, not a curated record
AGACGUAUUGUAUAUCAUAUAGGUUAUCAGCGGCGCACUCGCGUUUCGAUAGUCGUCGCAUUCGAAGGUGUGCAUGUUCGGAAUAACCUCACAUCGUCUGUCCCCCAAGGAACGUACGCAAUGACGGAGAUAGUGGUGGCCAACGACGAGGAGCAGUUGCUCUCGCGGAUCUCGAAUCUUGUCGCUCGCGCCGCCGACGACGCGAUAUCACGCGAUGACCGGAUCUUCCGAUUCGGAGUAUCAGGUGGUUCAGUAGUGGAAUUGCUGGUCAAGUCUUUGCUUAAUAUCUCGACUGACUGGAGCAAAUGGCGCUUCUUUUUCUGCGAUGAACGAGUGGUGCCUCUAGAGAACUUUGAUUCUAAUUUUGGCCUCUACAAAAAUUGUCUCAUCGGAAAAGUGCCUGUCACUGAGGAGCAAUUCAUAAAAAUUGAUUCAGAAUUAAAUGCCGAGAACGCGGCGAAGGAUUACAUUAAAAAAAUGGCCUUCUUCUUCCCGCCGGACAGAUUACCAAGAUUUGAUUGUUUGCUGCUGGGGCUGGGUCAGGAUGGUCACACAUGCUCGCUUUUUCCGGGUCAUCGGGCUCUCGAUGAUGAGAAUAUGUGGGUCACAUGGGAAUUGAACGCGCCGAAACCACCACCUAGCAGAAUCAGCCUCACGAUGCCAGUCAUCAAUAAUGCUCGCAUGUGUGUAUUUAUCGCUACCGGCGCCAGCAAGACCGAGAUUGUCAAGAGGGUCUUGAAAGACAAAGAGGAUUUGCCAGCCACAAGAGUGAACCCAAUCGAUGGCACUCUCUUCUGGCUGCUCGAUCAGGAAGCGGGCAAGCUACUUAAUUCAGACUGAAACGCGAACUUAGCCCAAAGUAAGAUCGAGAUACACAAGAUUUGCACCAAUUUUA